Eucalyptus grandis is the source of this 1083-nucleotide messenger RNA. Its product is annotated as 11-beta-hydroxysteroid dehydrogenase B. Bases 1 to 1083 code for a protein of 360 amino acids. NCBI's taxonomy places the organism in Eukaryota, Viridiplantae, Streptophyta, Magnoliopsida, Myrtales, Myrtaceae. The transcript is spliced from 6 exons. Gene Ontology annotation, molecular function: oxidoreductase activity. The record is from RefSeq and is a predicted model, not a curated record.
AUGGAUCUGGUGAACUCGUUCAUGAACUGGGUGGUGCCGCCGGCGAGCAUGGUGAUGCUGGCCUUCGCGUGGCCCGCUCUGUCUUUUCUCCACGCAUGCGAGUGGCUCUACAACACGUACUAUAGCGAGGACAUGGAGGACAAGGUGGUCAUCAUCACCGGUGCUUCUUCCGGUAUCGGAGAGCAAAUUGCUUAUGAGUAUGCCAAGAGGAGAGCGAAUCUUGUGUUGGUAGCACGGAGGGAGUUUAGGCUCAUUGGAAUCAGUGAGAAUGCAAGGCGGAUGGGUGCAAAGCAUGUCCUGAUUAUCGCUGCAGAUGUCGUCAAAGAAGAGGAUUGUCGGAGAUUCGUCAAUGAGACCAUAAGUCUGUACGGGCGUUUGGAUCAUUUAGUGAAUACAGCUAGUCUUGGACAUACAUUCUACUUUGAAGAAGUAACAGACACAUCUGUUUUCCCGCAUUUUAUGGAUAUAAACUUUUGGGGAAAUGUUUAUCCAACUUAUGUUGCGCUGCCUUAUCUACACCAGAGCAAUGGGAAGAUUGUAGUAAAUGCGUCGGUGGAGAACUGGUUACCUCUGCCAAGGAUGAGCCUCUAUUCUGCAGCGAAGGCAGCUCUGGUGAACUUUUAUGAGACUCUGAGGUUUGAAGUCAGAGAUGAAGUCGGGAUAACAAUAGCUACGCAUGGUUGGAUUGGCAGCGAAAUGACCAGAGGCAAGUUCAUGUUAGAGGAGGGUGCGGAGAUGCAAUGGAAAGAAGAAAGAGAAGUGCAUGUCAGUGGGGGGCCCGUGGAAGAGUUUGCAAAGUUGAUUGUAUCGGGCGCUUGCCGAGGAGAUCCGUACGUCAAAUACCCGAGCUGGUAUGACACGUUCCUCCUCUUCAGGGUCUUCGCACCGAACGUGCUCCGGUGGACAUUCCGCCUGCUCCUCGCGACGCACGGUGCUCGAAGGACGUCCCUCGUGGGGACGGGGAGGCCCGUCUGGGAGGGGGCAGGGAGGCCGCUUCUGGAGGGCCCUUCGCCGAGGAAGCUGAUUGCUAGUCCAGUCACCUCUUCGCAGCUCAGCCCUCAGUACCAGCAAAAAAUGGAAUGA